AUGAUCAAGUCUGCAGACCUGCUGGCGCUUCUCACCGACCAUGGCCGUCGCGGCACGUUGGAGGUGCUCGCCAUCACCUUCUUCCUCGCCCCCGUCAUCUACGUCGUCGUCAACGAGUUCAUCCGGUACAAUGCCCGCAUCAGCCGGCUAAAGGGCCCGCGUGGUCUUCCCGUCAUUGGCAACAUGUGGGCUAUCCGCGUCAACGCCGCCGAAAAGUAUCGCGAGUGGGCAAAGACGUUUGGCGACGUCUACCAGAUCCAGCUGGGCAACAUCCCCGUCGUCGUCAUCAACUCGGCCGCCGCCGCCAAGACUCUGUUUGGCUUCAACCUGCAGGCGAUGAGUUCGCGUCCUGAAUUCUACACAUUCCACAAGGUCGUCUCUGACACGUCCGGCACCACCAUCGGCACGUCGCCCUUUAGCGACUCGCUCAAGCGUCGCCGCAAGGGCGCCGCCACGGCCCUCAACAAGCCGUCGAUCCAAAUGUACAUCCCCCACCUCGACAUUGAGUCGCGCGACUUCAUCAAGGAGCUGUACGAGUACGGCCGCGCCGGCCAGGAGCCCACCGACCCCAUGCCCAUGAUCCAGCGGCUGUCGCUGUCGCUCGCCCUCACGCUCAACUGGGGCGUGCGCAUGAAGAGCCAAAAGGAUAACCUGUUUGACGAGAUCACGCACGUCGAGGAGGAGAUCUCGCGCUUCCGCUCCACCACCGGCAACCUGCAAGACUACAUCCCGCUGCUGCGCCUCAACCCCAUCAACACGCACUCGGCCAAGGCCCGCGACGUCCGCCGCCGCCGUGACGUCUACCUCUCGCGCCUCAACGACGGCCUCGACGCCCGCAUCGCCGACGGCACCUACAAGCCCUGCAUCCAGGCCAACGUCAUCAUGGACAAGGAGGCCAAGCUCAACAAGGAGGAGCUCACCUCCAUCAGCCUGACCAUGCUGUCGGGCGGCCUCGACACCGUCACCACCCAGGUCGCCUGGUUCGUCGCCUUCUUGUCGCAGAACCCGGAUAUCCAGGAAAAGGCCGUCGCCGAGAUCCGCAAGCUGUACGCCGCGGACCAGCCCAUGUGCGACGAGCUGGACGACCAAAAGUGCGGCUACGUCGUCGCCCUGGUCAAGGAAUCGCUUCGCUACUUUACCGUGCUGCGACUGGCCCUUCCGCGCGCCUCCAUCAAGGACGUGUCGUACGGAGAGGCCACCAUCCCCAAGGGCUCCAUCCUCUUCCUCAACGCGUGGGCGUGCAACAUGGACUCAACCGUGUGGGAGGACCCCGAAGUGUUCCGCCCGGAGCGCUGGUACGAGCAGCCCGACGCGCCGCUCUUCACCUACGGCGUCGGCUACCGCAUGUGCGCCGGCUCGCUCCUCGCCAACCGCGAGCUGUACCUCGUCUACAUGCGCCUCCUCAACAGCUUCCGCAUCGAAAAGUACGACGACGUCGACUGCCACCCCAUCACCGGCAACGCCGACCCCACCAGCCUCGUCGCCCUGCCCCAGCGCUACCGCGCCCGCUUCGUGCCCCGGAACCCGGACGCGCUCAAGCUGGCCAUGGACGAGACCGAGGCCAUGGAGCGGGAAGAGGAUGGGGGUGAUUGGCUUCUCAAGGCCCUCCUCACCCUCGCCGUCGCCAGCCUCUGCCACUCCGACGCCCACUGCUCCCGGGGCGAGCACUGCAAGCAGCAGGGCGAGUUCCCCAACAUCAAGGUGUACAAGUAA
Cordyceps militaris CM01 is the source of this 1713-nucleotide messenger RNA. Its product is annotated as Cytochrome P450. The record is from RefSeq and is a predicted model, not a curated record. Gene Ontology annotation, molecular function: monooxygenase activity; iron ion binding; oxidoreductase activity, acting on paired donors, with incorporation or reduction of molecular oxygen. Lineage: Eukaryota; Fungi; Ascomycota; Sordariomycetes; Hypocreales; Cordycipitaceae. Bases 1 to 1713 code for a protein of 570 amino acids. The transcript has 5 exons.